Messenger RNA from Blepharisma stoltei, 963 nucleotides. The record is from the annotation of a GenBank genome assembly. NCBI's taxonomy places the organism in Eukaryota, Ciliophora, Heterotrichea, Heterotrichida, Blepharismidae.
AUGGGACUUCUGAUUGAUGGGAAAUGGGUUAAACAAGGCUAUGACACCUUAAAAACUGGAGGACGAUUCAUUAGAACAGAAUCUCAGUUUAGGAAAUUUGUUACUAAAGAUGGUAGCAGCGGAUUUAGAGGCGACUCAGGCCGCUAUCAUCUCUAUGUAUCACUAGCCUGCCCAUGGGCGAGUCGGACACUUAUUGUUAGGAAUUUAAAAGGUCUCCAAAAUGAUAUAUCAGUCUCUGUUGUAAAUCCUAUUUCUUCAGAAAAUGGCUGAACCUUUGAGGAAUAUGAAGGAAGUACUCCAGAUACUUUGAGUAACAGCAGAUUCUUAUAUGAAGUAUACCUUAAAGCCAACCCUGAAUACACAGGAAGAGUUACUGUGCCUGUUCUCUGAGACAAAGAAACCAAUGCAAUCGUAUCCAAUGAAUCCUCUGAAAUCAUACUAAUGAUGAACAGCGGAUUCAGCUGUGGAAACGACCUCAAUUUUAACCCAGAAGAGAAAAAAGCAGAAAUUGACGAAAUUAACGCAUUUGUCUAUGAUAAAAUUAAUAACGGAGUAUAUAAAGCAGGCCAUGCUACAACUCAGCAAGCUUAUGAAGAAGCGUUCACUGACCUUUUUGAUGCUUUAGAAGUUAUAGACCAAAGACUUGAAAAUCAGAGAUAUUUGGUAGGAAACACCUUGACAUUAGCUGAUGUUAGGCUAUUUGUGACAUUGGUGAGAUUUGAUGUCGCUUAUGUAGGAAUUUUUAAAUGCAAUUUGAAGAGGAUUGAAGAUUUCAAGAACUUGCCUGAGUAUUUAAGGGAUUUAUAUCAGACUCCAGGGUUUGGAGACACUGUGAAUUUUGAUCAUAUUAAAAAUGGUUAUUAUAGAGGCUUUGGGAAUAUUAAUCCAACUGGAAUAGUUCCUCUAGGACCAAUUGUGGAUUAUACAAGACCUCAUAAUAGAGAUAGAGCAUAUGGGAUUUAA